Paramuricea clavata is the source of this 1161-nucleotide messenger RNA. Lineage: Eukaryota; Metazoa; Cnidaria; Anthozoa; Malacalcyonacea; Plexauridae. The record is from the annotation of a GenBank genome assembly.
AUGAAAUUUUCCACGAAUGUAGACCUAUUGAUACUUAAUGAUUUUAGAUAUAAAGGCAUUGCUGGAAAUUUCUGGGAACGGAAUAAAUGGUUUAUAAAAAAUAUGACCAGAAAUGCUAAGUCAGCAUUUUAAAUUUUUUAUGUAAUUGCUAUUUCGCGAACAAUAUUCUGGAGUAUGAUAGACAUAUUACUCAAUUACAUGCGGUAGACAAAGUACAUAUGAUGCGAAGUGAUAUUAGAAUAAUAUUCAGUAGUCAAUUUUUGAUUAAUUAAUAAUAUUAUAUCAAAAUAACUUAAUAUUACAAAUAAUGGUUAAACUUGGCAAUUAUAUAAGUAUGGUCUUCUAUCCAAUAAAAAAAUACUACCCCUCAUGUUUAUAGUUAAGACUCUAAUAAAAUUCUAUUGUCUUUGGUACUGUUGCUGCAUAAAACCAAAUCAUUUAAGACAAAUAAAUUAUUUGGAGUGAGGUUAUCUCUUAGAGGCCUGGGUUCUAGUGUACAAACUGUCAUGGCGGAGGUCAACUUACAGUGUUUUUAGAGACGACAUUAUCCGAUGUUUAAGGUAAGAAUUGAAAUAAGUAGUCGAGAAUAAUUUAUUAGAAAAGACUGUAAUUAUUAGAAAAGAUUUAGCCUCAAAUUUAUCGCAAUUGCAUGAGUUACAAGCAAAUCCCUUUGGCUUUGAUAUAAAUGAACUUGACGAUGGUAGUGGAAUUGCAACUUUGACUGUUAAUAAAGCUUGCUGGCACAAAUCAUGUCGAAACAAGAUCAACACUGCAGAAGUUAAGAGGGUCGCUAAAAGAAAAGAAGACAAGGACGAAGACAAUGAUUCAAUAAAAUCGGUAGCUAAAAUGAGAAGUUUAACAGAAGAUAAAUCAAUAUUCGAGAGUGGGUGUUUUUUCUGUGACAAACCUGGCGGCAACCUACGCAGAGCAUCGACCUUAGAGGUUGACACAAAGGUAAGAAAGUAUGCCACCAAGCUCAAUGACACUAGCCUACUUACGAAAUUAGCUGCAGGUGAUAUGGUGGCAAUUGAUGCUAUCUAUCACACUAAGUGCAUUGUUGCGUUUUAUAAUCGCGUCAGGUGGAAUCACAGUAAAACUAAUGAAGAACAAGAGAACUCUAGGUUACACGCCAUUGCUUUUGCUGAACUUGGUUGUACAUAG